Molecule: messenger RNA, 768 nt
Organism: Trichogramma pretiosum
Lineage: Eukaryota; Metazoa; Arthropoda; Insecta; Hymenoptera; Trichogrammatidae
Exons: 4
Coding region: 214-744 (176 amino acids)
Source: RefSeq, a predicted model, not a curated record
GAGGGAGAGAAAAGGGAGAGAGAGGCACGAGUGAGCGAGAGAGACUCGUCGAGUGUCGAGCUAGAGUAGGUAGCCGCACUCGCGCUAUAAAGCUGAAAGCGCGACGGUCCAGAGGCCCAGUAGAAGCCCGCGCGCGAAGCCGAGAGAAAUAUAACGUUGUCGUCGUCGUCGUCGUCGUCGUGCAUCAGAGAGUUCAGGGCUUGUCGUGUCGUCAUGGAGCGGAAAAACUCGUUGCUGCUGAUCUCGCUAAUCGUGCUCUUUUCCCUGGCACGGCCCAACAACGCGAGAUCUCUGCAGAUUCUACCGGAAAUUCCGGGUUAUGUGCCGGUGUACAUAAGACUCGGCGAUCAGCCGCUCGAAGAGAUCAAUCCGGCAUUGGCCGAGGCCUUCCACGAAACCCCAGCCGAGGUGCAACAGGCUGAAAACAGCCGGAGCGCCAGAUCCGACGAUCGUGCCGAGCCAGCCGCGCCCGCGAUGACGUCGGCUCCGAUCACAACGACCACCGGAGCAUCGUCGAUAGUCUCGACCAAGCAGGAACUGAGCAGUUUCGACGACGACUGGUUCAACUCCAAAGAGUUGGGCGCCGACGAUUUUGGACCCUCGUCGACGACGGAGGAACCCAAACCGAUCAAUCUCAUGCCCGAGAAACCGGUAGAGAGAGAAUCGGUCAUAAUGAAGAUUCCCAGACGAGGACAGACCACGACAACUAUUCCCAGCAAAUUAUUCGCGGCGAAAAAAAGAUAAUAAAAUGAAUUUUCUUACUAUGAA